AUGGCCCCUACGAAACGGUCGCGUUCCGCACUUGGAACUGAGACAACUGAAGACAUAUUAGACGUACAGCAAGCAAAAUCACGCCUCAGCCAGAAUACCUUUCCCAAACGGAUUCGAUUAUCACACUCCACCCAGACGAAGCAGGCCAGCCCAGAAAGAGAUCAGGGUCCCAGCUCGGACAGUGAGGCUGCUCCUGAUGGCAACCACAGCGAACACGAGGACGAAAUUGAAAAAGAAACUCGUGAUAGCCCUCCUCGCACGCAGUACGAAAUCGCUCGCGAUGAUGGUUUUAAGCACCUACAAUACGAGGAUCAGGACGACCAGCGCGCCACACAGAAGAUCAAGAGCCGCCCUCAACGCAUAGGGGAGAAUCACGCAGCCGAGAAUGGUAUCAUAGAGAGUAUCGAAUGCAUAAACUUCAUGUGUCACGAACGCCUCUUCGUGGAGCUGGGUCCUCUAAUCAACUUCGUUGUUGGCGAGAACGGAAGCGGCAAAAGUGCCGUCCUUACUGCCCUCACCUUGUGCCUUGGUGGCAAAGCCAGCUCUACUAACAGAGGCGGGAGCUUGAAGAGUUUCAUCAAAGAAGGCCGCGAAAAUUCUGUCAUUGUUGUGAGGAUAAAGAACCAGGGCGUUGACGCGUAUCAACCUGACGUCUACGGCAACACUAUUAGGGUUGAAAGACAUUUUUCCAGGUCUGGUGCAAGUGGUUUCAAGCUUAAAAGCGUGACGGGUAAGACCAUUUCGACGAAGAAAGCCGAUGUCGACGAAAUUUCGGAGUACUGGGCCCUCCAGGUCGACAACCCUCUCAACGUUCUAUCUCAAGACAAUGCGCGCCAGUUCUUGAACUCGUCAUCAGCUUCGAUGAAGUACAAAUUCUUCGUACGAGGCGUGCAACUUGAACAGCUCGAUAACGACUAUAAGCUUCUAACGGAAAUUUUAGACAGCCACGAAGCGAAACUGCCAAGCCUCGAGGAGCAUGUUCGACGUGUAGAACGCGAAUACUCCGAGGCUCAGAAGCUCAGGGACAUUGCUCAAAAAAACGAAGAGAUGAGAAAGACGUACCGUCGUCUUCGGAACCAGCUUUACUGGUCUCAAGUGACUGAGCAAGAAGACCUCCUCCAACAAUGUGAUCAUCGUGUCGUGUCGUUAAAUGAGAUGGUGGCCGAGACUGAAGCAGCUAUUGAAAAAAAAUCUCAGACCCUGCUUCAGCGUGAUGAGCAGCUAGCGUGUGCUCAGGCAUCAGUCGAGACCAAGACCCUGGAGGCGGCUACAGUUCACGAGGAAGCUGAUGCUGCCAAAACAGAUUACGACGACGCAAAAAUUGCGGUCAUGGAAUUACACCAUCAGCUACGAGACGUGCAGCAGCGUCACAACAACGCAAAACAACAAGUCAAGGACUUCGAAAAUAGAAUUCAAGUCGAGGAACAACGGCUCGGCGCUUCCGCUGGCAGUGCUCGCCAAGAACAGGAGAAAUUGUUAAACGAAGCGAAAUCUGAAGAAGCCAAUGUUAAAGAGCAAAUUGAACAAGGGGAGAAAAGGCUCCCUAAGCUACGUGAAGAGGUUAAAAUAGCUCGAGAAUUCGAAGCUGCCGGCAAAGUCGACAUCAACAAGAAGAGGGAAGAGAUUUCGUUGGCUGAAUCACGUUUACGGGGCCUCGAAAGGAACGGAGGAUCCGCAUGGGCUGCUUAUGACAAAAACCUCCCCCACCUUCUUCAAGCUAUCGAACAAGACAACGGUUUUGAAGAGAAACCUGUUGGGCCGAUCGGGGCUUAUCUCCAGCUCUUACAGCCCGCCUGGUCGUCUAUCCUAGAGACCGUCUUGGGUGCCACAUUGGACAGCUUCUUAGUCGCGAACAAAAGCGAUCAGCAACGUCUUGCAAGGCUAAUGCAGCGGGUUAACCUUAACCGUAGCCCCCCAAUCAUCAUUGGCAAGCGAUUGCCACCUAAUGUGAACCUCAGGGAGCCAGAUGAAGGUUUUGAUACUGUCCUUCGCGUGCUCAAGUGCGACAAUGACUGGGUGCGGAGUCAACUUAUCGUGGCCCAUUCAAUUGACAGAAUCAUUCUUAUAAGAGAGAGGCAAAGAGCCCAAGAGGUAAUGUUGGGGAACUCGCCGCCACCGAAUGUUCAAGUCUGUCUCACAUUCCAUGAUGGUGCAAACAAACGCGGUCAUGGCCUUCGAAUUCAGGCCAAAGAGACGGGAGCAAACACAGCACCUAUCAAUGCCUUUAACAGACAUCCCAGAAUGAAAUCAGACAGCGAGACUCAGGUCAAACUGCAAGGUGAAGUUUUAGCUCAUCUGCGUGGCGACUUGCGGUCGUUAGAGGCAAAUCAGCGGCGACUAGAACAGGCGUCCAUAAAGUGUCAGUCCAACUUGGCCGCCCAGGAAACCGAAAAUAUGUCAUUGGAACGGCAGCUGCUUAGAGCUCAAGCGAAGAGUGAAAGUGUUGCCACAGAACUUGAUCAGUAUGAAGGAGUUGAUGGCAGACUUAUUACUCUUAGGGAGGAACUUGACAAGUGCAAAGCCGAGAAAAACCAUCAAGGCAACCAGUAUGGCGAAAUGCGCUUGCGACAGCAAGAGCUUAACAAAAAGGCCGAAGAAUGCAAGGAAAAGUGGGACGAUAAGAAGAGAAGACUGCGAGACUUCGAUGCACAGUUGAACAAGCUGCGUGUUGGCGUUCAAAGGGCGGAGGAUUUACGAAAGCUUGCGGUCAUGGAAAAGAACCGUGCGUUUGAGGACCGUGAUAAUGCGAUGGAAGAUAAACGACGCGCAGAAUCUAAGCGUGACCAACAGGCUGAAACUGUGGCCAGCUUUACCCAGCAAGCAAUGGAGAAAGCCCCGAACCGGGUGUAUAUUGAGGAGGGCGAGACUCAUAAGAGUAUUGAAUCUAAGUACGCUACCAUUCACCAGCAACUGGAGAAAAGGGCUGAAAGACUUGGGGCAUCGGACGAUGAAAUCAAGGAGCGGGCAGCGAAGGCUGAAGCCGCCUAUGAAGCUGCCAAGCUACUAUAUCAAGGCCAACUAGAGGAACAGGCAGCAGGGAAGCUUAAUUUGGAAGAUCGUCUCAGCAGAUGGCGGCUCUUUCAACGUCACAUAUCUGCACGAGCCCGUAUUUGCUUCCAAUAUCUGCUAAGUGAGCGCGGCUUCAGGGGUAAACUCGCGAUCGAUCAUCCACAACGAAGACUAUCACUAUUUGUGGAACCCGACGAGACACGAAAAGGUACUGGCGGCAGAAGUACGAAGACAUUAUCGGGAGGCGAGAAGUCAUUCUCGUCUAUUUGUAUGCUAUUAGCCAUCUGGGAAGCUAUGGGGUCGCCUCUGAGGUGCCUGGACGAAUUCGACGUUUUCAUGGACAACGUUAACCGCACUAUCAGUACAAAUAUGUUGAUCAAUGCCGCACGGCGCUCGGUAUCACGUCAGUACGUCAUGAUUACGCCAAAUGCGAUAGAAGGACGGGCUGCGCUCGACAAGGACGUGAAAAUCAUUCGCUUGACCGAUCCUCGCCAGCGAACCUUGGUCUAA
Molecule: messenger RNA, 3519 nt
Organism: Colletotrichum truncatum
Lineage: Eukaryota; Fungi; Ascomycota; Sordariomycetes; Glomerellales; Glomerellaceae
Product: DNA repair protein
Biological process (GO): double-strand break repair via homologous recombination
Cellular component (GO): Smc5-Smc6 complex; site of double-strand break; nucleus
Molecular function (GO): damaged DNA binding; ATP hydrolysis activity; single-stranded DNA binding
Source: RefSeq, a predicted model, not a curated record